CGUCAGUGCGCGCGCCGGCGGGAGGAGGAGCAGGGGCCGCGGGCCGGCAGGCGCCCGGGUUUCGGUAACCUGUGCUGGGCGGGGGAGAGGAAGGGGCGGGGCGGAGAGCCCCCCGGAGUUGCGGGGUUGCGGACCGGACCCGGAGCGGGAGUCCUCGGCACGCUCGGCGCUCGCUUCUUCCCCGCGGCUGGCCCCGCACGGUCUGGCCAUGGAGUUUCCGGACCUCGGGGCUCACUGUUCCGAGCCGAGCUGUCAGCGCUUGGAUUUUUUGCCACUCAAGUGCGAUGCCUGCUCCGGCAUCUUCUGCGCAGACCAUGUGGCCUACGCCCAGCAUCACUGUGGAUCAGCUUACCAAAAGGAUAUCCAGGUACCUGUGUGCCCCCUCUGUAAUGUGCCUGUGCCAGUGGCCAGAGGGGAGGCUCCUGACCGAGCUGUGGGAGAGCAUAUUGACAGAGACUGUCGCUCUGAUCCCGCGCAGCAAAAACGCAAGAUCUUCACCAAUAAGUGUGAACGUUCCGGCUGCCGGCAGAGGGAGAUGAUGAAACUGACCUGUGACCAGUGUGGCCGAAACUUCUGCAUCAAGCACCGUCACCCACUGGACCAUGAUUGCUCUGGGGAGGGUCAUCUGACCAGCCGGGCGGGGCUUGCUGCUAUCUCCAGAGCUCAAGGUCUGGCUUCUACAAGCACUGUCCCCAGUCCAAGUCGGACCUUGCCUUCCUCCUCUCCCAGCAGAGUCACAUCCCAGAUUCCACCCUGGAAAUCCCUUCCAGUGGUUGCUCUACAGAUUGGCUUGAGUGAGGAUGAGGCUCUGCAACGUGCCCUGGAACUGUCCCUUGCAGAGGCUCCACCCCAGGUCCCAAGUUCUCAGGAGGAGGAAGACUUGGCAUUAGCGCAGGCACUGUCAGCCAGUGAGGCAGAAUACCAACAACAGCAGCAGCAGGCGCAGAGCCGUAGCUUGAAGCCGUCCAACUGCAGCCUGUGCUAGGGUCCUGGGCUUGGGGAGGGAGGCUCACCUGAGGAUUGUGACCCUCACAUCUCCAGGGUACCCAGGGAAAGGAAGCACAGAGAAGCCCGGAUUGCAGAGACAAGCAAGAGUGACGUGGAGGACACUCCAUGGAGCCUGGAGAGGAAGGACGUUUGUCCAGCCGAGCCAAGGAACGACCCUGCUAGUUCUGCUGCUGCAGAGGGUGGCUGGGAAUCAUUCUGUCUGGGGCCUUGGUAGAUUCCAUCCCCAGCCGCUUUCCUCAUGUCAUCCCCCCAACCCCCACCCCAGGCUGGCCACAGGUAGUGGACGGGAGAGGCCUGGGAAGAGUAAAGACUUUGGCAGUUAGUAA
Messenger RNA from Onychomys torridus (southern grasshopper mouse), 1334 nucleotides. It is a transcript of the gene Zfand2b, whose product is annotated as zinc finger AN1-type containing 2B. NCBI's taxonomy places the organism in Eukaryota, Metazoa, Chordata, Mammalia, Rodentia, Cricetidae. The record is from RefSeq and is a predicted model, not a curated record. Gene Ontology annotation, cellular component: endoplasmic reticulum; cytoplasm. The coding region runs from base 209 to 985 and encodes 258 amino acids. Gene Ontology annotation, molecular function: zinc ion binding. Gene Ontology annotation, biological process: protein targeting to ER; proteasome-mediated ubiquitin-dependent protein catabolic process. The transcript is spliced from 9 exons.